Molecule: messenger RNA, 1043 nt
Organism: Spizellomyces punctatus DAOM BR117
Lineage: Eukaryota; Fungi; Chytridiomycota; Chytridiomycetes; Spizellomycetales; Spizellomycetaceae
Exons: 3
Coding region: 63-779 (238 amino acids)
Biological process (GO): post-translational protein targeting to membrane, translocation
Cellular component (GO): Sec62/Sec63 complex
Source: RefSeq, a predicted model, not a curated record
AUCGUUCAAAGGCCCAAAGUUACUCUCUCCCAAGUAAAACUUCCUCCACGCACGACGGACGAAUGACCUCAACUUCUGCGGCAUUCUGGUUUCCAGUACUAUACGCUGUGGCGAUAGGAGCCUUGUUCGCUGCCUUCAUCAAAUGGAAUCGGGUAAAGCAAAAGGCUGCUGACCAAGAUGCUCAGUGGGACGGAUACUUUCCAGAAAACACAGAAAAGAUCAUAUAUAAUGAACUCGCUGAAAUGCAUUCUCCUGAAGAUCCCGCCGGUUACAAGCUCUUGACAACCUCUCUAAUGAAACGAGCUCUCACGGACGUGAGGCGCAUUUUAAAGAUCCGAGAAGAGAAGCCUCCGCUUCAGCAGAUGGUUCGUUCGGGUUUGAUGGGAGAAGAUUUGUUGGAAAAGCUGUUGAGGGCGGAGGCAGAGCUGGACGCCGAAGUUCAAGAGGUCAUGGAAGAUGCAGAGCUAUAUAAACCAGGAUGGAGCAAGACCAUUUUCCAAGAAGCCACACAACUGGUCCAGAUUCAGAUGCAACGAGAACAAGCCUUAGAGGCCCAAAGGCUGGCGCAGGAACAGAGUCUUCGUGAUGCAGGGAUACCCGAAGAUGAAACUGCAGAGACACCAGAAGACGAUGGGUCGCCAAAAGAAACGGAUGAGGAGCGCAGACAACGUAUUGCAGAUGAAUUACUGCGGGAGGAAGAGGCAGAGAAGAAGAAGGCUGCCAAAGGUGCAAAAGGUGGAACGCCAAGAGGCAGCAAGACGAAGCGGAAGUCUAAAUAAUGUCAUAUUGUGAAUAUAGAGUUGAGAGGAGUCCUAUUACCCGCCAAGAAGGGGAUUUUCGUUUCUAUGUUACAAGCAUUGGGACAGAAUGCGUGGGGCGUCGAGGAAAGACACCGACGUCAGCACGUAGAAUGUGCUCUUUGUAAUAUAUGGCCAAGCGGUGCAAUCAUACUCAUCGGCCUCGUUGCUGCUGUCAUGCACCACGUCUUCCUGAUCCGUGUUCAUUCCGGUUCGACUGGCUGUGGGGUACUGUUUCGCUUGUUG